Cooperia oncophora is the source of this 264-nucleotide messenger RNA. NCBI's taxonomy places the organism in Eukaryota, Metazoa, Nematoda, Chromadorea, Rhabditida, Trichostrongylidae. The record is from the annotation of a GenBank genome assembly.
GAAGCUUCACUAGAAAAUCAGGUGGUGCAAGCGAACCCGGCCAUUGAGGCUUUUGGUAACGGAGCGACAGUAAGGAACUAUAACUCAUCAAGGUACGGCAAAUUUGUUCGAAUUCACUUCGACAAGCGCGGUAAACUGGUUGGAGGAGACAUUGAACACUAUCACUUUCAACUUGGUGACGAUAUUCGUCAAUUCAAUUUCGUCUCUCAAGCCGAAAUCACCGUUCCUGGAAUGGACGACAAGGAGGAGUUCCGUAUCACUGAC